AGUUUCGUUUUGUUGUAAUUCCCCGCCUCUUGUUGAUCAACGCUACCAGGAAAUUACAGACGCUUGGCUUUCUUCUGAACGGGGACACGUUAGCUUUUGUCUCCAGGCUGAAGGAACAUGUUACAGACUGACAGCAUGUGGAGAUGCGUGUGCGCGCUCGUCCUGACCUUUCCUGCUUACUCCACAGCGGUGUCUGGAGUCCUCAACAGUCCCACAAACGUCCAGCUGACGUCGACAAACAUGGAUCUGGUUCUGAAGUGGGAUCCACCUGCAGGAGCCCCCAGGGACCUCGUCUACACAACUGAGUUAAUUUUAAGGAAGCCUCUUAUGGACUCCAAACCAGGCUGCGUGAACACCUCCGCUCUGCAAUGUGACCUGACCCACUUGGUUGUCAGCAUCUAUGGGAGGUACACCGGCAGGGUGAAGGCCCAGCUGGGUGCGCAGAGCUCAGCGUGGGCCAGCAGUGACGACUUUCUGCUGGACAAGCAGACCUCCAUCGGUCCUCCAAACGUCUCUCUGUAUUCAAAUGGAGCCAAACUGGAAGUCAGCAUUACAGAUCCGGUUUUUGUGCAUUCAAGCCUGAGAGAGAUCUACUAUUAUGCCACCUACAACAUCACCUACUGGAAGAAGGACAGGAUGAAAGAGCUCAAACACAUCAGUGGCUUACAGCAGAACCGAGUGGUUCUACACUCCCUGGAUCCUUCGACCGAGUACUGCGUCCAGGUCCAGAUCAUUGCCAGCACGGCCCAGAAACCGAGCACUCCCAGCAUCGUCCACUGCGCCAGAACCCCCAGCGAGAAAGAGCCCCCGUGGGUGGCAGUAGUGGUGGCGCUUUUCAUCUUGGCAGGAGUUUUGACUCUGGUUGUGUUUGUGGUGCGUCACUGGAGAAGCUUGUCCCACUUUCUUUGCCCAAAAUAUGCAAUUCCGGAGCACUUUAAGGAGUCUCUUCUGGCUCCACCCAAGUCCUCCUUGUACCUGGUGAUGCAGACCUCUCAGCCCGUGGAGGAAUUCAGUGACCAGAUCAGCGUUGUGAUGUGCAGCAGGACAGAGGAGGACGGCAGCAAAAAGCCUGCUGAGGAGAAGAGAUGAGAGCCGUUUGUCUCAGUCUGUUUGUUGUUGAGACGCUCUAUUCCCCGUAGAGGGUGCUACUGAGCAGCUACGUGCGUAAGCAGUUAGAAGUUUUUCCAAAAAAAAAAAAAAAAAGCUGCUGAGCUUGUAAAAAAAGAAAAAAACAAUGCUUCUGACAUGCAAACGGAAGGACACACGUUCUACAUUCUGCAUGAGGAGAAGAUCUUGAUGAAAGGCUUUUAUUGUUUUUGAUUAAGGCAGAAUUUUAAGCUAAAUUGCUACAGCUCUUAUGUUAAGAACGUUUUGUUAUUUUUUGGAAUACUUUUUGGGUAUUCAAUGUUUAUUUAAAUUGACUUGUGAAGAAGUCUGCAAACUGCGGUUCCUCUUAUUUUUUAAUGAAGCAUAAAAAAAUAAACCAUUUCUGAAGGUA
Oryzias latipes (Japanese medaka) is the source of this 1498-nucleotide messenger RNA. RefSeq names its product cytokine receptor family member b4 (gene crfb4). Lineage: Eukaryota; Metazoa; Chordata; Actinopteri; Beloniformes; Adrianichthyidae. Gene Ontology annotation, cellular component: plasma membrane. Gene Ontology annotation, molecular function: cytokine receptor activity; protein binding. The record is from RefSeq and is a predicted model, not a curated record. Gene Ontology annotation, biological process: cytokine-mediated signaling pathway.